Pan troglodytes (chimpanzee) is the source of this 3136-nucleotide messenger RNA. It is a transcript of the gene CDC27, whose product is annotated as cell division cycle 27. Gene Ontology annotation, biological process: metaphase/anaphase transition of mitotic cell cycle; protein ubiquitination; cell division. The record is from RefSeq and is a predicted model, not a curated record. The transcript is spliced from 19 exons. Gene Ontology annotation, cellular component: anaphase-promoting complex; cytoplasm. Lineage: Eukaryota; Metazoa; Chordata; Mammalia; Primates; Hominidae. Gene Ontology annotation, molecular function: protein binding. Bases 162 to 2636 code for a protein of 824 amino acids.
GGGUAUUCCCGUGUCCCGCUCGGAAGCACUCGGCAAUCGCUCGGCCUCCCCCAUCCCCCGGUAACGGUCGCUGGUGAGUUUAAAUGAGCCGGGGCUGGCCGGGCCGGAGCCGCUACAGGGGGGGCCUGAGGCACUGCAGAAAGUGGGCCUGAGCCUCGAGGAUGACGGUGCUGCAGGAACCCGUCCAGGCUGCUAUAUGGCAAGCACUAAACCACUAUGCUUACCGAGAUGCGGUUUUCCUCGCAGAACGCCUUUAUGCAGAAGUACACUCAGAAGAAGCCUUGUUUUUACUGGCAACCUGUUAUUACCGCUCAGGAAAGGCAUAUAAAGCAUAUAGACUCUUGAAAGGACACAGUUGUACUACACCGCAAUGCAAAUACCUGCUUGCAAAAUGUUGUGUUGAUCUCAGCAAGCUUGCAGAAGGGGAACAAAUCUUAUCUGGUGGAGUGUUUAAUAAGCAGAAAAGCCAUGAUGAUAUUGUUACUGAGUUUGGUGAUUCAGCUUGCUUUACUCUUUCAUUGUUGGGACAUGUAUAUUGCAAGACAGAUCGGCUUGCCAAAGGAUCAGAAUGUUACCAAAAGAGCCUUAGUUUAAAUCCUUUCCUCUGGUCUCCCUUUGAAUCAUUAUGUGAAAUAGGUGAAAAGCCAGAUCCUGACCAAACAUUUAAAUUCACAUCUUUACAGAACUUUAGCAACUGUCUGCCCAACUCUUGCACAACACAAGUACCUAAUCAUAGUUUAUCUCACAGACAGCCUGAGACAGUUCUUACGGAAACACCCCAGGACACAAUUGAAUUAAACAGAUUGAAUUUAGAAUCUUCCAAUUCAAAGUACUCCUUGAAUACAGAUUCCUCAGUGUCUUAUAUUGAUUCAGCUGUAAUUUCACCUGAUACUGUCCCACUGGGAACAGGAACUUCCAUAUUAUCUAAACAGGUUCAAAAUAAACCAAAAACUGGUCGAAGUUUAUUAGGAGGACCAGCAGCUCUUAGUCCAUUAACCCCAAGUUUUGGGAUUUUGCCAUUAGAAACCCCAAGUCCUGGAGAUGGAUCCUAUUUACAAAACUACACUAAUACACCUUCUGUAAUUGAUGUGCCAUCCACCGGAGCCCCUUCAAAAAAGUCUGUUGCCAGAAUCGGCCAAACUGGAACAAAGUCUGUCUUCUCACAGAGUGGAAAUAGCCGAGAGGUAACUCCAAUUCUUGCACAAACACAAAGUUCUGGUCCACAAACAAGUACAACACCUCAGGUAUUGAGCCCCACUAUUACAUCUCCCCCAAACGCACUGCCUCGAAGAAGUUCACGACUCUUUACUAGUGACAGCUCCACAACCAAGGAGAAUAGCAAAAAAUUAAAAAUGAAGUUUCCACCUAAAAUCCCAAACAGAAAAACAAAAAGUAAAACUAAUAAAGGAGGAAUAACUCAACCUAACAUAAAUGAUAGCCUGGAAAUUACAAAAUUGGACUCUUCCAUCAUUUCAGAAGGGAAAAUAUCCACAAUCACACCUCAGAUUCAGGCCUUUAAUCUACAAAAAGCAGCAGCAGAAGGUUUGAUGAGCCUUCUUCGUGAAAUGGGGAAAGGUUAUUUAGCUUUGUGUUCAUACAACUGCAAAGAAGCUAUAAAUAUUUUGAGCCAUCUACCUUCUCACCACUACAAUACUGGUUGGGUACUGUGCCAAAUUGGAAGGGCCUAUUUUGAACUUUCAGAGUACAUGCAAGCUGAAAGAAUAUUCUCAGAGGUUAGAAGGAUUGAGAAUUAUAGAGUUGAAGGCAUGGAGAUCUACUCUACAACACUUUGGCAUCUUCAAAAAGAUGUUGCUCUUUCAGUUCUGUCAAAAGACUUAACAGACAUGGAUAAAAAUUCGCCAGAGGCCUGGUGUGCUGCAGGGAACUGUUUCAGUCUGCAACGGGAACAUGAUAUUGCAAUUAAAUUCUUCCAGAGAGCUAUCCAAGUUGAUCCAAAUUAUGCUUAUGCCUAUACUCUAUUAGGGCAUGAGUUUGUCUUAACUGAAGAAUUGGACAAAGCAUUAGCUUGUUUUCGAAAUGCUAUCAGAGUCAAUCCUAGACAUUAUAAUGCAUGGUAUGGUUUAGGAAUGAUUUAUUACAAGCAAGAAAAAUUCAGCCUUGCAGAAAUGCAUUUCCAAAAAGCGCUUGAUAUCAACCCUCAAAGUUCAGUUUUACUUUGCCACAUUGGAGUAGUUCAACAUGCACUGAAAAAAUCAGAGAAGGCUUUGGAUACCCUAAACAAAGCCAUUGUCAUUGAUCCCAAGAACCCUCUAUGCAAAUUUCACAGAGCCUCAGUUUUAUUUGCAAAUGAAAAAUAUAAGUCUGCUUUACAAGAACUUGAAGAAUUGAAACAAAUUGUUCCCAAAGAAUCCCUCGUUUACUUCUUAAUAGGAAAGGUUUACAAGAAGUUAGGUCAAACGCACCUCGCCCUGAUGAAUUUCUCUUGGGCUAUGGAUUUAGAUCCUAAAGGAGCCAAUAACCAGAUUAAAGAGGCAAUUGAUAAGCGUUAUCUUCCAGAUGAUGAGGAGCCAAUAACCCAAGAAGAACAGAUCAUGGGAACAGAUGAAUCCCAGGAGAGCAGCAUGACAGAUGCGGAUGACACACAACUUCAUGCAGCUGAAAGUGAUGAAUUUUAACUUCUGGAAAUCAGACUUUUACAACUGGAUGUGUGACUAGUGCUGACAUGUUUCUUGUCCCUCUGUAUACUGAGUCUUUACUCUUGAGCUGGCGGUGUCAUCGUCCGUCACUUAUACCAUGAGUGUGCCACUUUCAUUGGACCCUGACUGUAUACAGAAUGAAAGGCAGUGCAAUAUUUAGCUGCUAACAAGACUGGCUCUUUUACCAGUAUGAAUGACAAUUUAUGGGGGGUAGGGUGGGGAACUUUCUUUUCUGUUUUUCUUUAAUCUCCCUUUGUUGGAAAGUAUCAUGAAAGGAAGAGUUAUGUUUUAUCUUGAAGGAACCAUUAGAUAUGGAAAAUAGUGAUGAACCAGAGUUUCUUGGUUGCUUUUUCAAAAAUUUGUUUUUAUUUGGUUCUGUUCCUGAUAAACAGAGUAACUGACCUUCAUUUCUAGGUUCUUCAAGAAUGGUGUUUGCAAGUGCCAGAUGGAACAAUAAAAGACGUUGCCUAUAACAGUGA